Papaver somniferum (opium poppy) is the source of this 423-nucleotide messenger RNA. RefSeq lists its product as uncharacterized. The transcript is spliced from 2 exons. NCBI's taxonomy places the organism in Eukaryota, Viridiplantae, Streptophyta, Magnoliopsida, Ranunculales, Papaveraceae. The record is from RefSeq and is a predicted model, not a curated record. The coding region runs from base 1 to 423 and encodes 140 amino acids.
AUGUCUAGAAUCCACAAGAGAUAUCAUAGUGGGAAGGAAAUUUUCAGUGUAGCAAAAGCUUUGCCUAUGGAACCAUGGAUGGGGGUAAGAAGGAUACUAGUAGAUAGCGGGAGCUCCGUCGAAGUACUCUUCUAUGAUACGUUCAAAAGGAUGAAGUUGUCGGAUGAUAUACUCGUCCCAUCAACAUAUCGUAUAUACGGUUUUAAUGGGACGGUAACCAUCCCGAAGGGCGAAGUAACUCUAAGGGUAUCAGAUGGAGGUGGCUACCUGGAUACUUUAACCACAUUCUGUGUGGUUGAUGUCUCCUCGCCCUAUGAAGCUAUUAUCGGAAGACCAUGGAUCGCGGGAAUCAAAGGAGUGCCAUCGGCCUAUCAUCAAAGAUUACGGUUCCCAACGUACAAGGGGAUAGCAGAAGUCGUAUGA